Messenger RNA from Wasmannia auropunctata (little fire ant), 1164 nucleotides. RefSeq lists its product as uncharacterized. Gene Ontology annotation, molecular function: odorant binding; olfactory receptor activity. Bases 670 to 978 code for a protein of 102 amino acids. NCBI's taxonomy places the organism in Eukaryota, Metazoa, Arthropoda, Insecta, Hymenoptera, Formicidae. Gene Ontology annotation, biological process: detection of chemical stimulus involved in sensory perception of smell; sensory perception of smell. Gene Ontology annotation, cellular component: plasma membrane. The transcript has 5 exons. The record is from RefSeq and is a predicted model, not a curated record.
AUUGAGAUUAAAAUAUAACAUUAGCGAUUACGUUUUAUUAUCACUAACAUUAUUAGAUAAAAGAAAUGAUGGAUAGAAUUCAGCAUGAUUGGAAUACAUUAAAUGAUGAAAAAGAAUGCGAGAUUAUACGAUAUUAUACCAUAAUCGGAAUGCGAUACACAAUAAUUUUGUUUGGUAAGAUGUCAGAAAGCGCCAUUCAUAUUAAAUUACAAGCAUUUAAACAUAACGGAGACUGUUAAUUUGUUUUUAAUACGAAAUAAUGUGAUGUACUGUUUUAGCUCUAACCUUACCAUGUUUAUCUUGCUAUAUUUUGGGUUGGUUUCUGCCAGGCCUUCUGGAUUUCGUCCAUCCCUUAAACGAAUCUCGUUCGAGAAAAUUGCCCAUUUUAGCGGAAUAUUUUAUUCUUGAUGAACAGAAAUACUAUUAUCCUAUUCUGGUGCAUCAAUUAUUAUUAAUCACAUUAGGCAUACUCAUAGUACUUGCAACUGAAUCACUAAAUAUGGUAUAUGUUCAUCAUGCUUGUGGAUUGUUUGAAGUUGCUAGCUAUCGUUUGAAACAUGUUUUUGAUGAGCGAGCUAAAAAUGAAAAUAAUAUCAUAAUUCAUGCCAAAAUCGUAAAAGUCAUAAAUAUCCACAGAAGAACUGUCGAUUCAUUGAGGCUGUUUUGGCAAUGACCGAUUUGGAGGAAUUAAUAGGAGCUGUAUCUUUUACUGCAGGCCAAUACGGUUUCUUGUUUUUCGUAAAUUAUUUUGGACAAAAACUAACAGAUCGUAGUUUCCUUAUAUUCGAUAAAGCGUACGAAGUACCAUGGUAUACAGCACCCGUGCACAUUCAGAAACUUUUCGCAUUUAUACUGCAAAGGACAGUAAAGGGUUACGUGAUGAAUAUUGGUAGUGUAAUUAUGGCGUCGCUGGAAGGUUUCGCAUCGAUGGCGAGUUUGACGCUGUCUUAUCUUACCAUGAUAUACUCCGUGCGUUAAAAUCAAAACAGACAGCAAAUCUGAUUCUAGUAAUAAUCGAUACAAUGAAACUGCAUUUUUGUAAACUGGUAUUAGCAAUUAUGAGACAAUUCACUAAUGUAGAAAUUAAAAGUAUAAUGUAGAACUAAUAAUAAACUAAUAAAGAAUAGAAUAAAAUACGUACCACAAAUACGUUUACCACAAAUG